This is a messenger RNA of Macrobrachium nipponense, 2541 nucleotides long. RefSeq lists its product as uncharacterized. The record is from RefSeq and is a predicted model, not a curated record. Lineage: Eukaryota; Metazoa; Arthropoda; Malacostraca; Decapoda; Palaemonidae. The transcript has 2 exons. The coding region runs from base 271 to 2541 and encodes 756 amino acids.
CUACGACAGUGAUAACAAAGGGCAACUACGCCAGUGAUAACAAAGUGAUUACUUCCAAGUCGCACUCCUGACGUUAAUGUUUUAAUGUCACAGAAAGGACCCAAACACUAAAAAUUAGAAUAGACUGGUCUGCAUUUCAUCCAUGUGCAGCAAGCAUAUCUUCAUAAAAGCCAAUGUCCUGUGAGGUCACCUGCUAUUAGUUCCAUAACAAGAGUUAUGCAGAAGAAUGGUUAAUUUAUUACUUUCUGAUAAUAUAAAGAGGGGUAACAGAUGGUUAAGGAAAUGGAAGUGUGCAGUGCAAAAUGGGAAGUGACAAAAAGUUUAGCAUUGAUGGAGUGUUUAUCUGUUUCUGAUUCUCCCUCACUUUCAUCUCUCCCUGUAAAUAAGGCUUUAGAGAAUGGUUCUCUCCCAGAAAGCAAUACAGAAAACAGUAAUAUCAAAAGAGAAACUGAAUCAGACACUGCUCAUAAUAAAAGCAUAGCCCAGCAGAUGGCUGGGAAUCUAAAAAAAACAUUGAAAAAUUCAGUUAUAGCUAAGAAAAAGAAUAACACUACUUGUGAAGUUUGUGGUCGACACUUCAGGGAUAAUCAUAACUUGAAUCGGCACUUUGAAACAAAGCAUAGUAAAUUCUUCACUUGCAAUGUUUGCUUUGCAGUUUAUAAUACUGAGAGAAAAUUAGAGCGGCAUUUAAAAAAACACACUUCUUCAAAUGUCUGCGGCAGUGGUAUAACUUGUUCUGAGUGUUCUAGAGUCUUUAGAGACAAGCAUAACUUGAGACUACACAACUGUUCAAAAAAUUACAAAAAGUCUGCAUGCCUAUACCCUGAGUGUGAUCAGCAGUUUUAUCAUGUUACAAGAAUGCUGAAGCAUGUUGAGGAAGAGCAUGAUAGUAAAAUUGAUUCCAUCUGCUUAACCUUUGAAUCAGAAGAUUUGUUCCAGCGCUGGAAAGAGGAAGAAGAACUGAAAACCUUUGCUUACUUUAGUAAGAGAUCGGGAACAGUUGACUCAGAUUAUGGUAGCUACAGAUGUUAUGUAUGUCAGGCAAAUGGUGAGUGCAUAAAUGGACCCCGAAAGACAGCAAAACGAUGGAAAAAGGGUCAUGUUCGAAUGGGUAAAUUAUGUCCUAGUAGAAUGUUGGUGAAGGAGGCAAAUGGGAGAAUAACUGUCAAUUAUAUUUCUUAUCAUUCACAUUCAAGAAGUGUAAAAAAUGAUAAGCUUCCAGUACCAAAUUCAGUCAAAACAUAUGCAAAAAAUCUUUUGUUAAUGGGAGCAUCACCACAACAGGUACGCAAGAGUGUUUGUGAGGGACUGUAUGGAGGUAACAGUAUAAUUCCACAGGGAGGUUAUAUCAUAAGUAACCGGUACUUUUUUGAUUUAAAGAAGAGACUUGAUUUCCAGUCUGUUUCAUCAGUAGAUGGCAAUAAGGAAAAGUAUGAUCCAGUUUUCGUGUUUAAGCCACAAGGACAAGCUGUCUUUGUUGGAAAUGAAGAGUUGAAUAAACUGCCUCAUUCUGGUGAACUAUUUGCCAUUGGAUUACAGACUAAAGAGCAAAGCAUCAUGAUGAAACAGAGAGCUCACAAGAUUGUUUGUGUAACUUCAUCUCAAACUUAUGAUCUCUUUGGUUUUGAAAUUUUGAUGUUCAUUGUUCCUGAUGUCUUUGGAAAUGGUUAUCCAGUAGCGUAUUUCUUAACAAGCCAUUUUGAUGAGGUUACGUUGCAGCUCCUUUUCAUAUCCUUAAAAACUAGAUGUCCCAAUGUCAAAGUUAGGUCUGUUAUGACAGAUGAUAAUACAAAGAUUUUUUUCAAUGCCAUGAACGUUGCCUUUGGGAAUAUCAAGCAUUACCUUUGUCACUCAUAUGUAGAAAAAUGUUGGAAGGAUGAGAUCUCCAAGAGAUGUAAAAUAUAUGAUAUCGGUUUCAAUGAAACCCUCUGUGCCCUCCUUCAUGAAGAGAAUAAAGCAAUUUUUAAAAUGAUGAGUAAUGAUUUUGUUGAAAAAUAUAGUCUUCAUCACUCAGAGUUUGUAAAGUACUUUGCAUCUAAUUUCCUUAUCCGUCCAGAAGUUUGGGCAAUGUGCUACAGGCACAAUUCAGAAAAUGUUCCUAAUCCAAUUCCAUAUACAAAUGUUUCUUUGCAUUGUGAAUAUGUUCAUAAUAAAUUAAAGAUGCUUAUUACUAAAGGGGGUACAGGCACUUCUCAAAGUGUUGUCGAAGUAGCUUUUUUGAUACUUGGCAUUCAAGAGGACUACUGCCUCCAUUACAAAAAGAAUUUGCAAACGGGUAAAAGAGUCUGCUCUGCCACAAAGGGAAAACACUGUAGUGGUUUGUCAAUUUUAGAUAGCAAUGUUUCUCAUUUCUCUGAGACGUGGUCAGUGAAAUCUCCUUACGAUAAUUUAGUUGUAUACACAGUGACUGAGUUAGCUUAUUCUUGCAUGAAGCAGAAGUGCUAUGAGCGGUGUUUGGAGACAUCUUGUGAAAACCUAUGUACAUUUAUAUGCGUGUUCAUGGCGAUGACAGAGCUUACUUGUUUGUCAACAUAUACAUAA